Molecule: messenger RNA, 2289 nt
Organism: Emys orbicularis (European pond turtle)
Lineage: Eukaryota; Metazoa; Chordata; Testudines; Emydidae
Product: lanosterol synthase-like
Exons: 22
Coding region: 1-2289 (762 amino acids)
Biological process (GO): triterpenoid biosynthetic process; cholesterol biosynthetic process
Cellular component (GO): lipid droplet
Molecular function (GO): lanosterol synthase activity
Source: RefSeq, a predicted model, not a curated record
AUGUCACAGCUAAAUACAAGGUGUUUGCGGAGAAGGGGCGGCCCGUAUAAAACAGAACCUGCAAGUGACCUCACCCGCUGGCGACUGAGCAAUGAAGAAGGGCGGCAGAGUUGGCGCUACCUGGAGGCUGGCGAGGCAUGUGAGCGAGAGCAGAGCGGGCUGGAGGCUCACUGCCUAGGCUUGGACACGAGUAAGUUCUUCAAGGCCUUGCCCCAGGCCUGCACAGCCCAGGAAGCAGCGCUGAAUGGGAUGAAGUUUUACUCUGGCCUGCAGGCGGAGGAUGGGCACUGGGCCGGUGACUACGGGGGGCCCCUCUUCCUGCUGCCAGGUUUCCUGAUCACCUGCCAUGUUGCCAAGAUCCCGCUGCCAGAAGAGUACAGGAGGGAGAUGGUGCGUUACCUGCGCUCGGUGCAGCUCCCUGAUGGAGGCUGGGGCUUGCACGUGGAAGACAAAUCGACAGUGUUUGGCACAGCGCUCAACUACACAUCCCUGAGGAUCCUGGGGGUUGGGCCGGAUGACCCGGACCUCGUGAGGGCUCGGAUCAACCUCCACAGCAAAGGGGGUGCUGUGGGAAUCCCAUCCUGGGGGAAGUUUUGGCUGGCCGUCUUGAACGUUUACAGCUGGGAGGGAAUGAACACGCUGUUCCCUGAGCUGUGGCUGCUCCCGGCGUGGAUGCCAGCCCACCCCUCCACGCUGUGGUGCCACUGCCGCCAGGUGUACUUGCCGAUGAGCUACUGCUACGCCACGCGCCUGACUGCCGAGGAGGAUGAGCUUGUCCAGAGCCUCAGACAGGAGCUGUACGUCCAGGACUACUCCAGCAUUGACUGGCCGGCCCAGAGGAAUAACGUGGCUGCCUGCGAUCUCUACACCCCGCACAGCUGGCUACUCACACUUGCCAAUGCCAUCAUGAAUGUGUACGAAGCCCACCACAGCACCCGGCUGAGGCAGCGAGCCAUCGCGGAGCUGUACGACCACAUCAAGGCUGACGACAGAUUCACCAAGGCCAUCAGCGUUAGCGUGAUUUCCAAGACCAUUAACAUGCUGGUUCGCUGGUACGUGGAUGGGGAGAGCUCUCCAGCCUUCCAGGAGCAUGUCUCCAGGAUCCCUGAUUACCUCUGGCUGGGACUCGACGGCAUGAAGAUGCAGGGCAGCAACGGAUCCCAGCUCUGGGACACAGUGUUUGCCGUCCAAGCCUUCCUGGAGGCUGGUGCUCAGAACGACCCGGCAUUCGCUUCCUGUCUGAGACGGGCCCAUGAGUUCCUCAAAAUCACCCAGAUUCCGGAUAACCCGCCCGACUACCAGAAGUACUAUCGCCAGAUGAGCAAGGGCGGAUUCCCCUUCAGCACCCGUGACUGCGGCUGGAUCGUGGCUGACUGCACUGCGGAGGGGCUGAAAUCGGUGAUGCUGCUGCAGGAGAAGUGUCCCUUCAUAGCAGAGCACGUCCCCACGGGGCGCCUCUUUGACGCUGUGAAUGUGUUGCUGAGCAUGAGGAAUCCUGACGGAGGCUUCGCGACGUAUGAAACCAAGCGGGGGGGCCGGCUGCUGGAGCUCCUGAACCCCUCGGAGGUGUUCGGUGACAUCAUGAUAGACUACUGCUACGUGGAGUGCACGUCGGCCGUCGUGCAGGCGCUGAAGCACUUCCACGAGGCCUUCCCCGAGCACCGGGCCCGGGAGGUCAGAGAGACGCUGCGCAAGGGCCUGGAGUACUGCCGCAGGGUGCAGAGAGCUGACGGCUCGUGGGAAGGGAGCUGGGGUGUGUGCUUUACCUACGGCACCUGGUUCGGACUGGAGGCCUUGGCCUGUCUGCAGCACACCUACCAGAACGGAGCCGCAUGCAGGGAGGUGGCCCAGGCCUGCCAGUUCCUGGUCUCCAAGCAGAUGGAGGAUGGUGGCUGGGGAGAGGACUUUGAGUCCUGCAAGCAGCGCAGAUACGUGCAGAGUCCCACCUCCCAGAUCCACAACACCUGCUGGGCCCUGCUGGGGCUCAUGGCCGUCAGAUACCCGGACGUUGGGGUGCUGGAAAAGGGGAUCAAGGUUUUGAUUGACAAGCAGCUGCCCAAUGGGGACUGGCCUCAGGAGAACAUCUCUGGGCUGUUCAACAAGACCGGUGCAAUCAGCUACACCUCCUACCGCAACGUCUUCCCCAUCUGGGCCCUGGGGCGCUUUGCACACCUGCACCCUGGCAGCGCCCUUGCUGGCAAGCUGCAGCCCAGGUCCUUGCACAGCGAAGAGGAGAUCCUGGCUGGAGGGAAGCGGGAUGGGGUUCUGUCAGGGUCCCCCUCUGCCUGA